Lactuca sativa (garden lettuce) is the source of this 1941-nucleotide messenger RNA. RefSeq lists its product as uncharacterized. NCBI's taxonomy places the organism in Eukaryota, Viridiplantae, Streptophyta, Magnoliopsida, Asterales, Asteraceae. The record is from RefSeq and is a predicted model, not a curated record.
UUUGGCAAAAUAAACAGGACUCUCUCUCUCUCUCUCUCUCCCUCUCUCUCUCUCUCCGUGCGUAUUCCCCAUGCCUCUACUGUGGAGUAAAGUUGAGUGUAUUCAAUCACCAUUGACCAUCACACCCAAAACCUCCCUAACACGCCGGCAUCCUUUCUUAUCCUCUCCGGCGUCGGAUAGGGCUUCAUAAUAGACUUACUGCUUGGAUUCAUCAAAUUGGCGAUUUGAAGUCAACAUUUGUGCAUUACGUGCAGUUUACGAGCUCUUUUGGCCCUCGCCCCCUUAUUUAUUACUAAAAUUGCGAGAUGAAAACCCCCAAGAUCGAGCUUAUAGAUCUUGGAGAAAGCUCUACUUCUUCAGCAUCAAAUAUAACGCAUUCAAACAAACAACUUUUGGCUAGUGUAACCGUUAAAGGCUCAUGUAAUAACAUAACGGAAGCACUUGAUCGGUUAGAAGGUCAACGUCGUGAAUUAUUUCAUACGACUGCAUUCGGAUAUUGGUUGGGUGUACAAGUAAUGACGGGGGAUCCGUUACUUUGUCAUGGAUUGUUUCUCCACCAGUUACGCCCUACUCAUGAAAUGGAUGCAGAAGAAAGACUACACUUUCAAAUUUCUAGGUAUCGGAUGUCGUUUGGGGCAGAAGAAUUUUGUUUGAUAACAGGCUUUCAUUUCGGACGAUUUCCAAGAACAAAAAAAGAGUUUACACAAAAAGAGACGUCGUUCCGAUCACGUGUGUUCCCAGAAAGAACGGACGCUUCGUUAAGCGUUGGGGAUGUGAGGGAUUUUAUAUUAAGUAAUCGUUUUGAGACGGUUUCAGAUGAGGAUGGCGUUAGAGCCUGUUUACUAUACGUUCUCAACCAAGGGUUUCUAGGAAAAGAAAAAACAGAUAAAAUAACAAAAGAAUGGUUAUGGCUGAUUGAAAACCUGGAUGAUUGGAACAGGUUCGCGUGGGGCAGUUUUUUAUGGCAUCACAGUUACGGAGAAUUGAGAAAGAUUUUUGGAAAAAUUGACGUCUAUGUCAAAGCAAAUGAACACAAACAAUUGAAAUAUACGGUGUCUGGAUUUUCAGCACCGUUUAAGAUAUGGAUUUGGGAAAUGUUUCCUUAUAUUCGUGGGAAAUUUUCGAUACGCCAUAAUAAUAAAAAUAUUCCUCGGAUAACCCGUUGGGGGCAUAUCAGAAGGUUGACGUGGGUUGAAGUUUGCGACAUUUAUAAUGUCGAUAAGGAUGAGAUGCAUCGGCCUAAAUCUGGUAUGCAUGUGUCCGAUAAUGAGGCUGCCACAGAGUACUAUUUGUCGUAUAAGAAGGGUGAUUUGUCCCCAAUCGCUUCCCCUUUGCGGAAUAACUUUAGGAGACAUGAGGUGUCAUCCUCUGGUCCAUCUUCGAGCAGCACUCAUUCUAUCCAUUCACAACCACCACGAGGGACAUUAGACCCCUCAACUGCAGAAGAUUUUGAGAUACGGAUACGUCGAGUAGAGGAGGAACUACGAAAGAGAUCCAUAUAUCCAGGCAUAAAUAUGGACUCAUGUUUUGACAACCCGGUGGGAACACGAGGACAGAAAACGCAAAAAAGAAACAAAGUUUGUUGUGGGGCUUCCUCUUCAACGAUAGAUUAUGAGGCAAGACUGGCUGAAGCUCUUGGUGAUUUAGUAAGCCACCAUGGAUUAUCUUUUAAUGAUUGUAGUAGAGUAGUACCUUCUCUAUCCCAAAACGUGAUCAGGGUUGGUGUUUUUUUACAUCUUCAACUGCCUGAAAAGAGGCUCGGGUUGAUCAGAGAAAUUCUUGCGAGCUUACCUGCUCCAUGACCUCGUUGAGAAGAAGGUGAAUUGUCCCUGUUGUUGUAGUAGUAUUUUCUUUUGGUUUUGUUUGUUUUUAUCAAUCUGUUUGAAACAAUUUGUGAUGUUGUCAAUGAUUUUAAUUCUCUAAUUAUCGUUUUCAUGAUCA